This is a messenger RNA of Lactuca virosa, 1373 nucleotides long. The record is from the annotation of a GenBank genome assembly. Lineage: Eukaryota; Viridiplantae; Streptophyta; Magnoliopsida; Asterales; Asteraceae.
UCCCAACUUUUCCUUCUCUCUCAAAAGCUUCAAUAUCCACAUUUCUCUCUCAUCAUCAUAAGAUAGAACAAAUCUUUAUAUGGGUUUUCUUGAGUUUGCGUUUCCUACAUCAAUAUCAUCAAGCACUGUUCUUUGGAGUAUUCUUAUCUGGAUUCUCUAAAACCCCCAUUUUUGGUCUUUGACUUGCUUCAAAUAUAUGAACAAACAAGGGUUCUCUCUCUAAAGCUCUCUGGUUUUUUGGGUGUGGAAUCUUGGUGGAUUUUUUAACCUCAACAACAUCUCUCCAAUGGCUUCUUCAUUGAACCCCAUUAGUUUUCCUGGUUAUCCUACUUCGUUUAACGAAACCCUAAUCAAAUCAAAUAGACCCCUUACCCCUUCAGUUCACGCCACAGAUUUCUUGACCAAAAGAUCCCAACUUUUCUCAGUUCAGAAGGGUUUAACUUCAAGUUCUUGGCAUGCGAAAACCCCUAUUCAUGCACAUGCAUCAAUUUGUGUGAGCAAAUCCAUGAGAUGGUGGGAAAAGACGCUUAAACCCAACAUGAUUGAGAUUAAUUCAGCCCAGGAAUUGGUGGAUACACUAUCAAAUUCAGGGGAUAGAUUGGUCAUUGUGGAGUUUUAUUCACCUGGUUGUGGUGGUUGUAAAUCUUUACACCCCAAGAUCUGUCAACUGGCUGAGUCAAACCCUAAUACAAUUUUCCUCCAAGUGAACUAUGAAGAACUCAAACCCAUGUGUCAUUCUCUUCAUAUUCAUGUUUUGCCCUUUUUCAGAUUCUACAAAGGUUCCCAAGGCAAGCUUUGUAGCUUUAGCUGCACCAUUGCAACUAUCAAGAAAUUCAAAGAUGCGGUGUCAAAGCAUAAGAAUGAUGCGUGUGAUCUAAAUCUUGGUCCAGCCAAAGGAUUAGAGGAAUCUGAGCUGUUGACUUUAUCUUCAAUUGGUCAAAUUUCAUAUCAUUUGCCACAAAAGUCAAAUGAGGAAGAUGUGGUUCUUGAAGAGAUGAAUCCAUCUAUUAACAAAUUACUUCUUGCAUAGGUUUUAGAUGGUAGUUCGAUUUCUUUGCAAACUGCAAAGGGAGUAUUUUUCUAGUGAGAAUGUUCGCUCGAACCCUUGUAAAAACCGAGAAAUUUUGGUGCAUCGGAUUGGGUGAAGAGAUGGGAGGUUAAGUUUUUUGUACAUAUCUUUUUAAACCUAAAAGUGGGGUUUGUUGGUUUUUAGUUGAAAGAUAAGCCCUACUUGUUUGAUGUUUGAUCAUUAUGUCGUUAAAGAUUGUAACUUGUGAUUUGCUGUUAUUAUCUUAUUGUUUUUAUUGGAGAUUGGUACUAAAUUGUAUUCUUUCAUGGGAUUUUAAUGACAAAAAUGUUGAAUCUUAUUGAUA